Messenger RNA from Anoplopoma fimbria (sablefish), 5546 nucleotides. RefSeq names its product WD repeat domain 11 (gene wdr11). Bases 164 to 3895 code for a protein of 1243 amino acids. Gene Ontology annotation, cellular component: cytoplasm. Gene Ontology annotation, molecular function: protein binding. The transcript is spliced from 29 exons. The record is from RefSeq and is a predicted model, not a curated record. NCBI's taxonomy places the organism in Eukaryota, Metazoa, Chordata, Actinopteri, Perciformes, Anoplopomatidae.
GGAACCUUGGUACGCUGGGGUUUGUUUCCCUACGGUGAUCCAUUUCCAAACACCGAUUUACUUCCUGUUAGAAUCUUCAACAGAGGCAAACCACAGAAGCUAAACAAUUGUUUCAGCUUUUGGACAAAAACUAUUAAUGUAGCAUAAAUACCGUUCACCAAUAAUGAUUCCUUACACUGUCAACAUCAAACUCGCGGCUCGGACGUUGACUGGCACUCUCAAUUUGCAGAAUAAAACCGCUGUAGAUUGGGGUUGGCAAGGGCUGAUAGCUCAGGGAUGUCACUCCAGUAUUCUCAUCAUCGAUCCAAAGACGUCUCAGACCAUCCAGGUGUUGGAGAGGCACAAAGCUAAUGUGGUCAAGGUGAGAUGGUCGAGGGAAAACUACUACCACAACGUAAGUUCUCCCUACUGUCUGCGGCUGGCUUCAGGAGAUGCCUCGGGGAAGAUCAUAGUGUGGGAUGUGGUGAGCGGCACUGCCCAUUGUGAGAUCCAGGAGCACUCCAAACCUAUCCAGGACUUGGAGUGGCUGUGGAAUCAGGAUGCGUCUCGUGAUCUGCUGUUAGCCAUCCACCCUCCCAACUACAUUGUCCUGUGGAACGGAGACACGGGCACCAAACUGUGGAAGAAGAGCUACGCUGAGAACAUCUUGUCCUUUUCUUUUGACCCCUUUGACACCUCCAACAUGGCGUUGCUGACCAGCGAAGGAAUAGUCUUCAUCACAGACUUUUCCCACUCCAAACCACCGAGCAGUGCCGGCAAAAAGGUCUACAUCGCCAGCCCCCACGCUAGCCCCGCCCACACCAAGCCUGCCCCCGCCGCCGCCCCGGCCCCUACCGGAGCCAAGAAGGCCCUCAACAAGGUCAAAGUGCUCAUCACCAAUGAAAAACCCACUGCGGAGGCGGUGACGUUGAACGACUGCCUGCAGCUGUCCUACCUGCCAUCCAAGAGGAACCACAUGCUGCUGCUUUAUCCCAGAGAGAUCCUCAUCCUGGACCUGGAGCUCAGCCAGACGGUGGGCGUGGUGGCCAUCGAGCGCUCCGGGGUGCCCUUCCUUCAGGUGAUCCCCUGCGCUCAGCGGGAUGCCCUCUACUGUCUCCAUGAGAACGGGUGCAUCACCCUCCGAGUGUGUCGCUCCACCAUCACUCCAGAGGAAACAUCAGAUCCUGAGCAGAAUGUGUACGAGCUCAUGUACGACCUGCGCUCUCAGUGCGAUGCAAUCCGAGUCACCAAGACCGUCCGGCCGUAUCGCAUGGUCAUCUGCCCCGUCAACGAAAACAACGCUGCGCUGAUGGUCAGCGACGGCAGAGCCAUGCUGUGGGAGCUCAAAGCCCACACCGGCAGGGCUGUCGUCAAUCCCAAUUCCGGUCUGUCGCCGCUUUACACUCCCGUGUCAUUUUGUGGAUCUCCACUGGGUCCAAACCAGAAAAGGAUUCAGGAUCUCUCCCUCAACAGCAUGAUUGGUCAGACCUUGAUAGCUGGUGAGGCUCUCCCUCCAUCAUCCAACCAGCAAGAGGUCCAGUUGAAGUUCCUGCUGACGGGCCUGCUGUCUGGUCUGCCGCUGCCACCAUUUGCCAUCCGCAUGUGUCCACCUCUUACCACCAAAAACAUCAACCACUACCAACCCCUGCUGGCUAUAGGAACAAGUAAUGGGUCUGUACUGGUCUAUAACCUGACCAGCGGUCUUCUCCACAAAGAACUCAGUGUCCACUCUUGUGAAGUCAGGGGGAUUGAAUGGGUGAGUCUCACCAGCUUCUUAUCUUUUGCCACUUCUUCUCCCAACAACAUGGGCCUAGUGCGAAAUGAACUGCAGCAUGUUGACCUGCCUACUGGACGAUGCUUUGCAUUCAGAGGCGAGCGAGGAAACGAUGAGCCACCCAUAGAGAUGAUUAAAGUGUCACAUCUCAAACAGUACCUGGUGGUGGUGUUCAGAGACAAACCCCUGGAGCUGUGGGACACCAGGACGGGGACACUUCUCCGAGAGAUGGCUAAGAACUUCCCCACUGUUACUGCAUUGGAGUGGUCCCCGUCCCACAACCUGAAGAGUCUGAAGAAGAAGCAGAUGGCAGCGAGGGAGGCCAUAGCUCGUCAGACGGUGUCAGACGCAGAGCAGAGCAGUGUUGAAUCCUCAGUCAUCAGUCUCCUGCAGGAUGCAGAGAGCAAGUCAGAGACCAGCCAGGCCAUCUCAGCCAGGGAGCAUUUUGUAUUCACUGACACCGACGGGCAGGUCUACCACAUCACCGUAGAGGGCAACACUGUCAAAGAUGGUGCACGAAUUCCCCCUGAUGGCAGUAUGGGUAGUAUCGCCUGCAUCGCUUGGAAAGGCGACACCCUGGUACUCGGAGACGUGGACGGCAAUCUCAACUUCUGGGACCUCAAAGCUCGUUUGUCCAGGGGAAUACCAACACAUCGUGGCUGGGUGAAGAAGAUCCGCUUUGCCCCCGGUAAGGGCAACCAAAAGCUUCUGGUGAUGUACACAGAUGGAGCGGAGGUCUGGGACACCAAAGAGGUCCAAAUGGUGAGCAGCAUGCGAAUCGGGCGCAAUGUGAACUACCGCAUCUUAGACAUUGACUGGUGCACGUCGGACAAGGUGGUGCUGGCCUCUGACGACGGCUGUAUCCGAGUGCUGGAGAUGGCCAUGAAGUCCGCCAGCUACCGCAUGGAUGAACAAGACCUCACCGAUCCAGUGUGGUGUCCUUACCUGCUGGUUCCCCGAGCUGCCCUCACUCUCAAGGCUUUCCUCCUGCUGCAGCCCUGGUCAGGAACCUUCACCAUGGACAUCACCCAAGUAGACUACAAUGAGAAAGACGAGAUAAAAGGCCUGAUCCAGGAGCAGCUCAACUCCUUGUCUAAUGAUAUGAAGAGCGUUCUACAGGACCCGGAGCUCAGUCUGCUGCAGCGCUGCCUCCUGGUCUCACGGCUGUUCGGAGAUGAGUCUGAUCUUCAUUUCUGGACGGUGGCGUCCCACUACCUCCAGUCGUUUGCCCAGGCUCGUCUGCUGAGUGCGUCCACUGCAGAGGGUCAGGACAAAAGUGAAGGAACCCAGACGUCACCUCAGAGCCACCUGGACAUCUGCCAUGACGUCCUGUGUGAGAGCUCUUACUUCCAGAAAUUCCAGUUGGAUCGGGUUCACCUGCAGGAGAUGAAGCGCUCCAGUUAUGAACACACUAAGAAAUGUGCCGACCAGCUCCUCCUGCUGGGUCAGACGGACCGGGCGGUGCAGUUACUGUUGGAGACGAGUGCAGACAACUCCAGCUACUACUGCGAUUCACUCAAAGCCUGCCUAGUGACCACCAUCACCUCCUCAGGCCCCUCACAGUCCACCAUCAAGCUAGUGGCCACCAACAUGAUCGCCAACGGCAAGCUGGCAGAGGGAGUACAGCUGUUGUGUUUGAUUGACAAGGCAGCGGAUGCUUGCCGCUACUUGCAGACCUACGGGGAGUGGAACCGCGCCGCCUGGCUGGCUAAGGUGCGUCUGAGCCCGGCAGAGAGCUCAGAUGUGCUGAAGCGCUGGGCAGAGCACCUGUGCUCCCCGCAGGUCAACCAGAAGUCCAAAGCCAUCCUGGUGCUGCUUUCCCUGGGCUGCUUUUACAAAGUGGGAGAGAUGCUCCACAAUAUGAGGUACUUUGAUCGCGCCGCCCUCUUCAUCGAAGCCUGUCUGCAGCACGGGGUGAUGGAGGCCAACGACUCGUCAAAUAAACUAAUCAAGGCUGCAUUUGUGGAGUAUGCACGGCUGCUGCGCUCAAUGGGCCUGCGGGAGGGCGCCGCCCUGUGGGCAUCACGGGCCGGAAGUGCUGGAGAGCAGCUGAUGGAGGAGCUGUUCCAGGGGGAGGGAAGCGUGCCAGAAGCCGUGCUUGACGAAGAGGAAGUAGAGCCGGGCCAGGAGAAAGCCGAGUGACCUCGUAUGACGUUGUGAAUUGACUUUGUGUCGGCAUCCAGGGGGAUCACGAUGAUCAUCUCCACGGCAUGGGAAAAGAGGAGAUAUGAGGAGUUUCUUCUGUGUGAAGUUGUCGGUCCGUCACUGGAGUCUGCCUGUGUCUGUGACUGUAACAACAUUUCUUAAUGUUUGGUAUGACCAGUGUGUGUUUGUGCUCAUGUGUAUGCAUGUAACAACCCCAAAAGAAACACACUUCUGUGAUGAUUCCCCCAACAGGUGAAGUAGAACACAUUGCUGAUAUCAGGUCAGUUUUUUUGUUGCUAUGAAUUUAACUCAUUUAAAUGGUUGCUUGUUAAGAUUUAUUUUGAGUGAAUAUCUUCAAAGUACUGUUGUAGCUCCACAGGUUUAAUUUGCCUUUUUGCUGCUGAGGCAGAAAUUAAUUUAACCCAAAAAAUAAUAAGUUCCCUAUUUCACUUUAAAAAUGCGUUACCCAUAAAGAAAGAUGCCCUUAAUGACUAAAUUCCAAAAUGAGUGUUGAGCACUGUUGAUUUAACCAAAAACACCACAUUAGUUGAAUGAAAACUUAGAUUUUUUUCCAAUAGAGACACAACAUGUUUUAGACAGACACCUAACAGACUGGGCGUUAUGUCCACAGCAGGUGGUGCUGUGUAAUUGACUGACCAAAGCCUGCUACUGCACCAGCCUGUGCAGCUGUAACUGUUGGAUGGCAGCAAGUUAUUUAGCCAGGCCAACCUGUGCUCAUUAGACACUUAUUAGUAUAUUAUCUCCCUGCACACAGAGCAGAGAGGUAUCAGACCUUUGCCACCUGAGUGAUACCAUUUAAUUAGUUUGUGUAGGGUUCGGUUCCGUUAAAUAGAUGUUCAUUGAUCCAUUCCAUUAAUCCAAAUGGAAUUUUUAAUUUCCUAUUUUUAUAGACUCGAAGGAAUACUUUGCUCUCUGUGUUCUUUGAUGUUAGUAUAAUGAGCUUGUUCUCUGGCGUGCGUAUUACAAGAAGAGCUGUCAAAACGUGCUGUAACUCAUUUUAAUCCGACCUCCGGUGGAUCAUUUACACACAAACAAUAAUCUGUGCUGCUCGCGCUGCGGCUCAUCACAAUCACAAAGCCUGACACGCAGUUUGAGAAAUAGUUUAGACUUAGCUGCCAUAACUCCUCUGCUCUGCUUUCCACUCAUGUUUUUAUGGUAGAUAUCAUCAAAAAUCAUCUGUAUGACAAUGCAAAGAAUUUAGUGAUUGAGUGUUUCAUUGCAUUGUAACGUGUUUAGUUGUCCUGAAACUAGACGGUAACUCCAUCCGCUGGACCUUUUUGUGUGGUAUUGUGUUUCAUAAACACAUCAGUGUUGUUUCCCUUGUGUUAAACUUAACCCAAGGCGGUAUCACUAUGGCAACCCUGGCCUAUUUUAGGGGACUACAUGUUGGAUCUCAUAAAGAGCCAGCAUAUAGACUCACACAACCCAGCGGAUAAUCAUCUGUAGUUCACCCGAUGCUGUGUAUCUUCCUGCGAUCACCAUAGCAACGUGUACUGUACUCGAGUGUGAUUACACUCGCUGCUUUUCUUUCUUCUGUAGUGUGUGUUCAUUAUGUGUACAGUGAUCCCAAUGCUUUAAAUUCUAGAACUAUUCCAAGAGAAAAAAAAAGAUAUAUGUAUAUAUGGAU